AUGCAGUAUUUUCUGUCACCUUUUGCAGACUACGUUCAUCGCAUCGGACGUACAGGACGUGCAGGCAAAUCGGGCAUAGCUGUCACCUUUCUCACGAAAGAUGACACAGCGGUUUACUACGACCUCAAACAACUGCUACUCACCUCACCGGUGUCCACUUGUCCACCGGAAUUGGCCAACCAUCCCGACGCACAAACAAAACCAGGCACCUUUGCAGCAAAGAAGCGGAGGAACGAUGAAACCGUCUACAUUGCUUGA
Hydatigera taeniaeformis is the source of this 258-nucleotide messenger RNA. NCBI's taxonomy places the organism in Eukaryota, Metazoa, Platyhelminthes, Cestoda, Cyclophyllidea, Taeniidae. The record is from the annotation of a GenBank genome assembly.